This is a messenger RNA of Solanum verrucosum, 1440 nucleotides long. RefSeq names its product beta-amyrin 28-monooxygenase-like. The record is from RefSeq and is a predicted model, not a curated record. Gene Ontology annotation, molecular function: oxidoreductase activity, acting on paired donors, with incorporation or reduction of molecular oxygen; monooxygenase activity; iron ion binding. Bases 1 to 1440 code for a protein of 479 amino acids. Lineage: Eukaryota; Viridiplantae; Streptophyta; Magnoliopsida; Solanales; Solanaceae. The transcript has 3 exons. Gene Ontology annotation, biological process: sterol metabolic process.
AUGGAUGCUAUUGAUCUCUCCACCAUUUUCUUAGUUGUCUUUUUUCUCAUCCUCACUACUAUUCUCUCCCAAAAUCGUUCUUCUAAAAAUACCAAACUACCCCCGGGUAGUUUCGGAUGGCCCGUAAUAGGGGAAACGAUAGAGUUCUUGUUUAGUAAUCCUGAAAAAUUCGUUCGUGAUAGGAUGAAUAAGUAUUCUCAAGAUAUAUUUAAAACUAAAAUAAUGGGAGAGAAAACAGUUGUAAUUUGUGGCCCUAAUGGCCACAAAUUCCUUUUCUCGAAUGAAGAGAAAUUAUUUACUGUGUUUCGUACUCACUCCAUGCAAAGAAUUUUUCGUUCUUACCAAUCCAAAAAUCCAUCUUGUCCUCCUCCUCCUUCUCUUUCUCAAUCUACUCGGGUUAUUCGUCAGCCCGGGUUUUUAAAGCCCGAAGCCCUAGCCCGUUAUUUAGGGGAAAUGGAUUGUAUAACAAAAGAGCUUUUGCAAUCCCAUUGGGAAGGCAAAAGUGAGAUUCAAACCUAUCAUUUUGCUAAAAUUUUGACAUUGUCACUUGCUAGUCGUUUCUUUCUUGGGAGUACGAAUAGUAGUUCGGAAAGGAUGGUGAAGCUCGUACAUUAUUUUGAUGAUAUUACGUUAGGGUUACAUGCGAUGAUUUUGAACGUACCAGGGAUGGCUUUUUAUCGCGCUAAUAAGGCAGCAAUUGCAAUUAGAAGGGAGCUUAUAGAUGUUAUAAAGGAGAAAAAAGAUGAAAUGUCUAAAGGAGUGAAAAUGCAAGACAUAUUGUGUCAUAUGAUAGUUGUUAAGGAUAAUAAUGGAGAGUUUAUGGGUGAAAAUGAAAUUGCUGAUAAAAUAAUGGGAAUUUUAGUUGCUGGCUAUAGUACUGUUGCAACUACCAUAACUUUCCUCAUGAAAUAUGUUGGAGAGAGAUUUGAUAUCUAUGAAAAGAUUUUGAAAGAGCAAAAGGAGAUUGCUGCGGCGAAGAAGGAAGGAGAAUUGUUAGAGUGGGAGGACAUGAACAAAAUGAAGUAUUCAUGGAAUGUGAUAUGUGAAACAAUGAGACUAACUCCACCACUUCAAGGAACUUUUAGAGAAGUGUUGACAGACUUCACCUAUGCUGGUUACACUAUCCCCAAGGGUUGGAAGGUUUAUUGGACAACAAGUAGCACAAACAAAAAUCCAUUAUAUUUUCAAGACCCUCAAGUGUUUGAUCCAUCAAGAUAUGAGAAAUGUGAUGGACCAAUUCCAUACACAUAUGUACCAUUUGGUGGUGGUCCAAGAAUGUGUCCUGGUAAAGAGUAUGCUCGUCUUGCAAUUCUAACUUUUCUUCACAAUGUUGUAAUGAAAUAUAAGUGGGAAUUGUUAGUACCUAAUGAGAAGAUUGUUGGUGAUAUGAUGCCAACACCAGAAAAUGGACUCCCAAUUCGUCUUCAUCAACAAUAUUAA